Lucilia cuprina (Australian sheep blowfly) is the source of this 1243-nucleotide messenger RNA. RefSeq names its product eukaryotic translation initiation factor 2 subunit 2 (gene eIF2beta). Lineage: Eukaryota; Metazoa; Arthropoda; Insecta; Diptera; Calliphoridae. Gene Ontology annotation, cellular component: eukaryotic translation initiation factor 2 complex. Bases 148 to 963 code for a protein of 271 amino acids. Gene Ontology annotation, biological process: formation of cytoplasmic translation initiation complex; formation of translation preinitiation complex; translational initiation. Gene Ontology annotation, molecular function: translation initiation factor binding; translation initiation factor activity; mRNA binding. The transcript is spliced from 2 exons. The record is from RefSeq and is a predicted model, not a curated record.
GAAACAUCCGGCAACAUUGUAACAAGUUCUGCCACGAUUUUUCUUUCUAAUUUUUCUGAUGCAAUACAGUAUAUUUCUGCUUGAAACUCAGCAAAAAAAACCAUUAAUAAUCUCUUAAAAUUAACUAAUAAAUAAACUACUGCAAACAUGGAAGGUGAAGAUUUUGAUCCCACACUGUUGAAGAAGAAAAAGAAGAAGAAGACUUUCGAUUUGGACGCCGCUUUAGGUUUGGAUGAUGGCUCAAAGAAGGAAGAGACUAAAGAAGUUGCAGCUGAUGAUGCGGCUGCAAAUGAAAUCGAUGACAAUUUAGAUUUGGAAAGUUUUGGUAAGAAGAAGAAAAAGAAGAAGAAGGCUUUCAAUUUGGAUGAAUUGGAGGGAGCCCUACCAAAAGAAGGCGAAGAAGUUACCGGCGAGGAAAAGAGUGGAGAGCCCACUGAAAGUGAUGAAAACUUGGAAGCGGAACGUGAUUCCGACAAGGACUACAGUUACGAUGAAUUAUUAAAACGUAUAUUUGAAAUUAUUUUGGACAAAAACCCCGAGAUGGCUGCAGGACGUAAACCUAAGUUUGUCAUGAGACCUCCACAAGUACUCCGUGUAGGCACCAAAAAGACUUCAUUCGCUAAUUUCCUUGAUAUUGCGAGAACCCUACAUCGUUUGCCAAAACAUUUGUUGGAUUUCUUGCUAGCUGAAUUGGGUACAAGUGGCUCAAUGGAUGGUAAUCAACAACUUAUUAUUAAGGGACGCUUCCAGCCUAAACAAAUUGAGAAUGUGCUGCGUCGUUAUAUUAAGGAAUAUGUCACCUGCCAUACAUGUCGUUCACCCGAAACAAUUCUGCAAAAAGAUACCCGUCUCUUCUUCCUGCAAUGCGAAUCUUGUGGUUCUAGGUGUUCAGUAGCUAGUAUUAAAUCUGGUUUCCAAGCUGUUACUGGCAAGCGUGCCGCUAUCAGAGCCAAAACUACAUAAACUUCUGGGCAAUUUAUUAAUAUGUAUGUAAUUUUCUAUGUUAUGUAUGUACUCUUUUUCAAAUAACGCGCUCCUACUCCUCCACCCACAAAAGCAGAAUGAAAUAUUUGAAACUGAACCCGUCAGUCAUCAUCAUUGGAAGUGGUAUUGCAAAGUGAAAUUACGACAGGUUCGUUUUAGAAAACAUUUUAAUUUUAUAUUUUUAGAACAAACAAAACUAUAUGAUUUAUUAUAAAACAAGAAAUAAAUAAAUUCAAAUAAAACAUUUUUUCUAUUUCAA